This is a messenger RNA of Pteronotus mesoamericanus, 5026 nucleotides long. It is a transcript of the gene PARP9, whose product is annotated as poly(ADP-ribose) polymerase family member 9. Gene Ontology annotation, molecular function: transcription corepressor activity; ubiquitin-like protein ligase binding; NAD+-protein mono-ADP-ribosyltransferase activity. Bases 210 to 2750 code for a protein of 846 amino acids. Gene Ontology annotation, cellular component: cytoplasm; nucleus. Gene Ontology annotation, biological process: positive regulation of type II interferon-mediated signaling pathway; protein poly-ADP-ribosylation; negative regulation of gene expression. Lineage: Eukaryota; Metazoa; Chordata; Mammalia; Chiroptera; Mormoopidae. The record is from RefSeq and is a predicted model, not a curated record. The transcript is spliced from 12 exons.
GCUUUUCCCUCCCCGUUCGGAUCAGCGGCAGCGCCGUCCCCUCUCCUCUCCUUGGCGCCGGCCCUAUCCUUCAGACUGGCUCUUGGGGUUUUUCUGCCGUCAUUCCUUGACUUGACCAACGGAGUGGGCCACCAUAUUUUGAGUCCAACAGUCUAUGCUCAGAAACACAAAACAGAGUGUGAACAUUUAAAGACCCAGAGCCCUGGAGGAUGGACUUUCCUAAGGGUGCGGGAGCAGUAGCUUACAAUGAGAAAGCAGGUAGGAACACUUCACUCUCGGUCUUGUUUCAGAAGGCCUUUGCUCAUAUCUGUCCUCAGUGGAAAAGGGGGACCGCAGAAGGAGACUGUCCCCCCUGCAAAUGUUCAGAGACUGACAUUAUUAGAGAAAACUAUAGUGGGCAAAUACCCAUUAAUCACAAUGACUUCAAAAUUUUAAAAAAUAAUGAGAGUCAACUGUUUGAUGUUCUCCAGAAUAAAUUUGACUGUAUCUCUACCCUGGUCUCUCCAGACUGGGAAGGUAACAGCAAGUCUCUGAAAGUCUUCAGAAAAAUGCUGACUCCUUUGUUAGAGCUGUCUGUCUGGAAGGAUGACCUCACCAGACAUGCUGUUGAUGUUGUGGUGAAUGCAGCCAAUGAAGACCUUAUGCAUGGGGGAGGCCUGGCCCUUGCCCUGGUGAAAGCUGGUGGCCAAGAAAUCCAAGAGGAGAGUAGAAGAAUGGUUUCUAGUUACGGUAAAAUACCACCUGGUGAGAUAGCUAUCACAGGAGCAGGGAGGCUUCCCUGCAAAUUUAUUAUCCACGCUGUUGGGCCUCGGUGGAUGGAGAUACAUAGGGAGAAAUGUAUCAAUCAGCUGCAAAGCGCCAUUUUAAAUAUUUUGAAUUGUGUCACCUCUGCCAGUACAUGCAUUGAGUCAGUGGCAAUUCCAGCCCUGAGCUCUGGGAUUUUCCAGUUUCCUCUGGAUUUGUGUACACAGAUCAUUGUAGAAACUAUCAGGAAUUAUUUCGAAGGGAUACAACUGACCCAGAAUUUAAAAGAAAUUCACCUGGUAAGCAAUGAGGAGCCUACAGUUGCUGCCUUCAAAACUGCUUCAGAAGGCAUACUAAAGGAGAACGAGCUGGGAUCCAGGGUGAGUCAAGGAGCCAUGCUUCCUUUCAGUACGAUGGUUGUGAACAACCUGACUGUCCAGAUUGUCCAAGACUUCAUUGGAUGGCAAGAGACGGAUGCAGUUGUUAAAUUUGAAAAUCCAAGUCUUGGUGCUAGAGUUGGUCCUGUAUCGGAAUCAAUUCUACAACAAGCAGAUGAAAUGGAAGAGAAAAUUAUCAAAAAAACCCUUCAGGAUUCCCAGUUGGUACUGGUCACAAGUACACCUAAAUUGCCCCAUCAAUAUGUAUUUUAUGUGGCGUGGCCUUCAGAAUAUUCUACACAAGAUCUGAGAUUGAAAAACAUAGUGAAGAAGUGUUUGGAAAAAUGCCUUGAGCUAAAUAUAACUUCCAUUUCCUUUCCUGCCCUUGGGGUUGGAAACACUGAUUUGGGGAAGUAUUUAGCAGCAGAGAUUAUGUUUGGUGAAGUUUUAAUGUUUGCCACACAAUAUUUUGGAAAACAACUAACUAUAAAGUUCGUGAUCCUUCCUAAAGAACAAGAGACAUAUAAGGCUUUCAGUACUGUAAUGGAGAAGAGUAAGUCCAAGCAGCAGCCUUUCAACAGUUACAGUGUCCCUCAGGGGACCAGAGAGAACCAAGAGCAUGGGCUAAAAGCUAAAUCUCCAGCCAUCAAUCUGAUGGGAUCUAAAUGGGAAAAGAUACAGGAGGCCCAAGAGUGGAUCCAAAGGAUAUUGACCCACCAGGACCAGCACAUCAUUGAAAAUAAUCACAUCCUCUACCUUGGGAAAAAGGAACAUGACAUUUUGUCUCAGCUUCAGGCAGCCUCAAAGGUCUCUAUCUCAGAGAUUAUUACUCCAAGAAAGGCAACUUUAGAGAUUAAAGGAGCCCAGGCUGACCUCAUUGAGGUGGUUAUGAAGAUUGAAAAAAUGCUGUGUGAAGUUCAAGAGGAAAUGGCAAGAAAAAAGGAGCAAGCUCUUUGGAGCUUGUCAAGACAAUGGACUGAUCAGCUACCAGAACACCAAGAUGAAAUGAAAGAAAACACGUUUCUGAAAUGUCUAAUGCUUUCAACUCCAGAAAUUCAGGAUCAAAAAAGACAGUUUGAAAACUGUGGUUUGCAGGUUAUACAGGUAGAGAAGAUAGACAAUGUGGUUCUCAUGGCUGCCUUCCAAAGAAAGAAGAAGAUGAUGGAAGAGAGAAUUCAUGGGAAACCUGUGAGCCACAGGUUGUUUCAGCAAGUCCCGCAGCAGUUCUGUGAAGUGGUCUGCAGAGUUGGCUUUCAAAGAAUGUACUCGGUGCCCCAAGACCCAAAGUAUGGAGCUGGCAUAUAUUUCACCAAGAACCUCAGAAGCCUAGCAUACCAGAUCAAGAAAACACCUGCCACAGAUAAGCUGAUCUACAUAUUUGAGGCUGAAGUACUCACAGGCGCCUUCUCUGAGGGUCAUCCGUUAGAUAUUGUUCCCCCACCAUUGAGUCCUGUAGACAUAGAUAAACUUGACAGUGUGGUUGACAACAUCUCCAGGCCUGACACUUUUGUUAUUUUUAAUGGUGUGCAGGCCAUGCCCCAGUAUUUGUGGACUUGUUCAUCAAAACCAAUGAUGCUGCCUCUACAGAACUAUUGGAAGAAAUCCUUAAGAGACAGUUCUGUGGAUUAACCUCCAUGUCAUUUUAACAACUGACAUGGCCUUGCUUUGGAGGAACAACUAGUAAUGUCCAUCAAUGACUCAAAGGGUGGUUUGAAUGUGCCAGAUGGGUUGUCUGUAUGCACUGAUUAGGUUAUUGAAAGGACCAGAUAUAUACCACUAGCAUCUUAGUCUUUAUCUCUUUGGGCCGGGAUAGAUAUAUACCAACUAAAAUACUUUCAGGAUCACCCCUGUCCUUCAAGUUGUCCUUUUACCUCCUUUACUAUAGGUAAUAGCAAAAAUGUUUUACAUAACAUGAAGAAAUUUUUCUAGUAUAUAAUCCAAGCCUUUUACUUUCUAAAAUGAUUAUAGUGUAACAUAUUAGGACAGCAGGAUGGUUUUCCAGAGAAUCUUAUACAGUACUUUAGAUAUAAAAAUAAAUCACCUUUGCUUUGAAAAAUUAUGUGUAAAAUGAAAUUAUUUGAAGUGGAAGGACAUCAAAAGGCUGAUAUUCCACUGAUAACCUAUGUGGAUUCAGCCAUAUUGAGCAAUCCACUCAAGUACAGCUAGGCCAAAUUAUUAGUUUACCAAAUAUUUCUUGACCACCAGAUGUGUCUCAGUCACUUUCUAGGAAAUGGGAAUAUGAUGCUGGACAUGACAAAUGUCUUCAUAAAGCUUCCAGCCUGAUUAAUUAGAAAGGCAGCUAUGGACAACUUAACAAGUAGAUUAAGUAUAACAAAUGAGGAAUUGCAGAUUCCUUGGGAAACCGUAAGGGGGAGAAGGAUCAGGGGCUGGAGGCGGGGCGUGAGCAGACCUUCUUAAGAAAGUAAAACUCAGGCAGAGACCUGAAGAAUUUAUAGGAGUUAGGCAACCAAGACGCAACAAAUAGGGAGCAGAGUCUGAAGAGUAUACAGAGAGAAUACCUCUUAUAAAGGUUAAAUCCACUGUGACUGUGCCCAAAUUUGACUUAAGCUCUGUAGCAUAGAGGCCAGCUAAUCUUACUGUGCACCUCUUACCUAUUCUGAAAUCUAUAUUUCUCUAUACUUCCAAACUUUUCUGGCCCUCAUAUCCUCAACCUCUUGCAUGAACACAUUUUUUCACCUCAUCUCACUGUAACAAGCAUUCGUCCUCUUUAAAGAAGCAUGUUUAUUGUCUCAUGUGCUACUGCCCUUGGAAAUGGGUAAGAGGACUCCACUGUGCCUUCUUCCAGCUGUGCCCAUCUCUACAGAGUGAGGAGUCCACAGGAUCAAUGUACACACCUCACUCCUCAACCACCCAGUAGAUGCCUGGAACCCCCCAAACUUCCUGCCUAAACGGCUCUAUGUCUACUUACAGGACCUGAUUGGGCCUCUUUCUUGGGUCUCUCCUCCCAAGAGUGGGUUAUGCCACACUCUGCAUCAAGAAUGGCCUCAGGGUGACUGUUAGCAGGGAUGGGGCUUGGACUUGAGGCUGAGGUAUCCAUGCUUGUGGAUGAGGUCUGUGGCACAGAGCUGAGAGUGACAGGACAGCUUUGAAGGACCUAUCAUAUGUUUAAUAGGGAUUUCCAAAGAGAAUGGAAGAGAAGCAAUAUUCACAAGGAUAAGAACGAAAGAAAAUCCAUAACAAGAAACAGUGAAACUGUAGACCACCAAAGAAGCGAUCUUAACAGUAGCCAGAGAGAACAGCCAAAUCAUCUACAAAGCAAUGACAGUUAGACUGACAGUCUUGUGGUAGGCAGAAAAAUGUCCUCCCUUGUUCAUGGCAAAGAUAGCCACACUUCAGUCUGAAUCUGAAUAUGUCACCUUACAUUGCAAAAGGAAUUUUGCAGGUGUUUUUAAGACUACUCUUCAGAUGGGAAGAUUUGCCAGAUUAUUCAGGUGGGCCCAAUCUAAUCACAUUAGUCUUCAAAAGUAGAAACCUUUCCUAGCUAUGGUUCAGACAAUCAAAAACUGAAUUACCAAAAAUAGACUCUCAUUUAAGAAACUUAAAAUUUAAAGGAUAUACCUCAGGAAGAAGGGGUAAAAAACAAAAAUCUAAGCUGCAAAAAGGCACAAUGAGCAAAGAAAUGGUAAGUAUGGAUGCAUGUUAAACAAUCAUUGUCUUCAUAAAACAGUAGUAAUAAGAAUGUCUAAUUUUGGGAAUAAAAUAAGAUUGAAAUAAAAUAUUGACAAAGGAACCAUGUAAAAAUGGUGGAGUGAUCACUAUAAUUAAUGGGGUUUAAAGUCCUAGUGUUGUGUCCUGACUGGGUAGCUCAGUUGGUUAGAGCGUCAUCCUGAUAUAUGAAGAUUGAGGGUUUGAUACAAGAAGCAAUCAAUGAAACGUGUAAGUAG